Messenger RNA from Vigna unguiculata (cowpea), 642 nucleotides. NCBI's taxonomy places the organism in Eukaryota, Viridiplantae, Streptophyta, Magnoliopsida, Fabales, Fabaceae. The record is from RefSeq and is a predicted model, not a curated record.
AUGACUGGACUAAAUAAAUAUUACUCCUAUGUACACGAAAAGUUGUUUGACAAAUUGCAUUUUGUGGCCUGUGUUGUCAAGGAGAGUAAAGCAAAUGGGUUGGAGGAUCAGCUUCUCACUGUUAAGGAACUAAAACACACUGCCCAGGCCAGCGUUCAUAAUAAAGCAGUUUCACAUCUUGAAUGUGGUCCACUUUUUGGUAUUGGGGCUGUGAUUUUACUGAAACAAGUGUUCGUAUUCAAUCCUAAGGCAGAUAAGUUGUACUUAAACAUCACUCUAAGGAAUAUUGUUAAGGUGUUCAACCAUGACAUCAGUGAUCCAACAAUGGAAGAGGUAGAAAGUACACACAUGGUUGAUGUAGAAAAGGAACCAGCCCAACAACCUGUUCAGCCACAGAUGAACCACACUGAACCACUUAUUGUAAACCAUGAUGUUCAACCAAUUGUUCAGAAAAAUGUGGAAAUGAAUGUGGAUCCAAAUAUGGAGCAUCUGGACCAAAUCCUUGUGCAGACGGUAAAGGAUAGUAGUGAAGAUGAGGAAAUGACCUACAUCAGCAUUGAUGACAGAAUUAAAAGCCUAGUUGAUUCUUUCAAGAAAUUCAAGAAUACUAAAGUAGGGCAAUCAUCAAAGUCACAACCAUAG